This is a messenger RNA of Vanrija pseudolonga, 1788 nucleotides long. Its product is annotated as Ferric/cupric reductase transmembrane component 2. Gene Ontology annotation, biological process: iron ion transport; copper ion import; intracellular iron ion homeostasis. The transcript has 4 exons. Gene Ontology annotation, cellular component: plasma membrane. The record is from RefSeq and is a predicted model, not a curated record. Lineage: Eukaryota; Fungi; Basidiomycota; Tremellomycetes; Trichosporonales; Trichosporonaceae. Bases 1 to 1788 code for a protein of 595 amino acids. Gene Ontology annotation, molecular function: ferric-chelate reductase activity.
AUGACUGGUCAACGCCCGACCGGAGGAGUCGACUGCCAGGCCGGCGAUGCCGACCACGGGAGGUGCGAUGGUACAGGAUUCAACCGGCAGGCGAGGGAGGAUACCGCCGCGUGGGCGACGUGGUGGGUCGCUGCGGGGGUGAUCGUGCUCCUUACUGCGCUGUACCUCUUCCGGCUGUGGCGCGCAAAGGUGGUCAAGCGCCGUGUGCUGGCGCGUCGCUCGCCGCAGGACGAAGCCAAGGCUGGUGAAGCGAAGGUAGAGGUUGCCACAACGCGGCAGCACAUCACUCGCGCCGCGUCCACUGCCUUCGGUAACCUCGCCCACGUCCGUGUCUUCCCGCUGUGGCUCUACUCCAACUCGACGGCCAACGAGUGGUUCUGGACUGCGGCGUACACCGGCGUCGUGCUCGGCCUGGGCAUGUACGGCUCGAAGAUGCCUGGGGAGGCGGUCGCGCCGAUCAACUUCAUGGGUUACAUCGCGUACUCGCAAGUGCCCCUCAUCAUCGGCCUGGCGAACAGGAACAACCUCAUAUCGCUGCUCACAGGCAUCUCGUACGAGAAGCUCAACUACCUGCACCGCGCUGCCGGCCGCGUGUGUGUUUUGACAUCCAGUAUCCACUCUAUCGGCUGGGCGUCGAAGAGCGCCAUGAGCCACGCGUUCGCGCCGGGAUCGUACAUCUUCAACACGGGCAUGGUGGCAUGGGCUGGCCUGCUGCUCAUCUACAUCUCGAGCUUCCGCGCCGUCCGCGCGUGGAUGUACGAGGCGUUCCUGGCGCUGCAUAUCGCCAUGGCACUCAUGUUCAUCAUCGGCUGCCUCUUCCACUGGGUCGCGCUGUGGGGCUACCUUGCGGCCGGUCUGAUCAUCUGGGGCGGCUCGCGCAUCGUCGGCCUCGCGCGCAUGGUGUACCUCAACUCCGUGACACUCUUCACCAAGCCCGCCACGACGGACCACCUCGCGCUCGUCGAGCUCCUCGACGCAGAGGUAAUGCGCAUCACUGUGCCGACGCCGAUGAAGUGGCAGGCGGGGCAGCAUGCUUACCUUACCAUGCCAUCCAUUACCAGGUUCCAACAGCACCCGUUCACGAUGGCUACUGCGAGCGGGGACGCCGUGUUCUUCGUGCGCACGCAGCGGGGCUUCACCCGCAGAUUGCGAGACCGACUCAUUGGUACCAAGUCGCGCACGCGCUGCCUGAUCGAAGGCCCAUACGGCAACGUGCACUCGAUGCACCACUACGACACUGUGGUCCUCGUUGUCGGCGGAACGGGUGUUAGCUUCGCCACCUCGCUGCUUCUCGACACCCUGGCCGCGAUCAAGCGCGGCGAAAGUGCCGUCACAGCGCUCCACAUGAUCUGGAACGUGCGCUCGGCAGACAACGUGGAAUGGAUCGCCCCGCUUGUCAACGAGGCGCUGGCAGCCAGCACCAGUAUCAGAGUGCGCAUCGAUGUCUUCGUCACCCGCGGUGCUGUCCCCGCGCUCGAAAGCGACGAGGAGGACAAAGUCGCUGGCCCGUCGAGUGCCGUGGUGGAGGAGAAGGCCGGCCCGUUCGGUCUCAGCGCCGCCGCUACCCGCGCCGUCAGGCUCCAUGCUGGUCGCUCGCCCCUCGAAGAGCUCCUUCGGGAGGACGUGCUCGCCUCCACCCACGACGCGGCGGGUGUAUGUGUCACGGUCUGUGGGCCGACCGAACUCGCCUUGUCGGCGCGCCGUGCCGUUGUGCGGGUCAACACUCCCACCGCUGUGCUCCGCGGCCAAGUCCCCGUCUCGUUCCACGCCGAGGCGUUCGGCUGGUAG